Molecule: messenger RNA, 1179 nt
Organism: Salvelinus sp. IW2-2015
Lineage: Eukaryota; Metazoa; Chordata; Actinopteri; Salmoniformes; Salmonidae
Source: RefSeq, a predicted model, not a curated record
UUGGCUGGAGGCUAACAGAGGAGACUGGRCGGCCAUUUUGGAUUCCCAGACCGAUGCAGUUAAGGGACCAGGGGAUAACGUCACUCAGCAGGCCAGGACCAGAGGCGACAUAGUAGAGGUCUGUGGAUGGGACAGCAUCCUCAACUCUGGGCCUGGGAUCAACACUGUUAACCACAACCARAAACAGACAGCCAAACACAAAACCACAUCUGAAUUUAGUCUCCAUGACAACAGACUGGCUGAGACUACAGCGAGGCGUAGAUUUGGUCUGCGGGUACGGGGAGGUGUCCGUAUGCGGCUGGAGAGAACAGACACCGACUCGGCUAGCRAUGCUCCGUCCUGCUCCUAUAGUUGUGAUUCAGAGAGACUGAUGGUGCCUCAGGUUAACACCCUAACAGGUGCUGCCUUAAGCCUGCCUUCUAUAGGAUCUAUCAACUGGAACAUGGACCCUGUGACAACACAGACACUCUCUGGCCUUCAUCCUCCUCACACUCUCCUAAUGUUAAACCAGACCUCAGACAAUGCUUCAACACUAAAUGGCUACAYAAGCCCAUUGACAAAUGACAGUAGUAGAGACGGAAUCAGGAAAGAGAAGCGCUUCCCGUGUUCAUUCUGUGGGAAAGCUUUCAGUUUCCCCAAACAGGUGGAGAUCCACCAGAGGAUACACACRGGGGAGAAACCAUUCGGCUGCCACCUGUGCCGGGCCCGUUUCUCCCGAUCGACCCACCUGAAGAGGCACCAGAGGGUYCACACAGGGGAGAAACCCUACAGCUGUCCACAGUGUGAGAAGAGGUUCUCCCACCAGCACAAUAUGAAAGUKCACCUGAAGGUCCACACAGGAGAGAGGCCGUUCGCCUGUACGCACUGYGGGAAGAGGUUCUCAGAGAGGAGAUACAUCAGGAUACACCAGCAGAAAAUGCACACGACCCAUGUAUAGGGUAUAGUGACAUGUAAUGUAGUACAAGCAUUUUGCUACACCCGCAAUAACAUCUGCUAAACKUGUAAGUGGCCAAUAUAAUUUGAUUUGAUGAUUUAGUACUAGAUAGUUUGUAGUUCAUUCUGUUAGCUUGGGAUGUAGAGGGAUACUGAUAGGUGACCUGAGGAGGAAUGAGUAUGAUGAGGAGAGUAGAUGAUAUGGUUGGUGUGAUGGUGUCUGUAAAAAUGCUUCACUGAUUGUAA